GCUAAAGGGAAAGGGAACGAGAGUGAGUGCGUGUGUGUGUGAUUACGUGAGGAGUAGAAAACGGGCCAACCUUCAGCCAACGUCGAUGAGUCCCGAUGACGCUGUCUCGGGAGCAUCAUGUAUCGCUCCUGCUGGUGAUCGUCGUGGUCGCGUGUUUGACUGUCGGAGUUUGUGACGGGCAGUACUAUACGACGCGCGAUCCACGAUGGUACUCGCGGGAAGGUGACUUCAACUACAAAAUUCCAAACCCGGGCGAUCCAGACUAUCGAACAUACACCUUCAACAACCGACGGUACGGUUAUUACCAACCGAAUGGUUACGGCCAACAGUACCCGGGGCAGAGUCUUCCGGGGCAGUAUCCCACCAACACCGGUUUAGGCGAUGAUCGGUUUAAGUAUGAUCCGACCAAUCCAACGCUCGCCCAAACGCCUUUCCCCGGUGUGCUCGGUGGCUGGCGGGAAGAUCUCCAGGGUAAGUUGCGCCGUGAUUCGAUGCAACUCGACCGUGACGUGUUCGUGACGACCAACUAUGGGCAGGUGCAGGGCUUCAUCGUCAAUCUGUACGACAAUCCGGACCCGAAGAACUUGUACCGGCCGUGGCACAGCAAUGUCGAUCGCAUCAUGGGCAAGUGCUCCACGUUCUUGGGCAUUCCGUACGCACUACCUCCGACAUUCGAGGGACGCUUUAAGCCUCCACGGCAGCAUCGGGGCUGGCAGUUAGUGCAGGCCGUCGACUAUGGUCCUGCUUGUCCGCAGCCAGUACAGUAUACGGGCGCUACCAAAGGCAUCCGUGAUAUGGACGAGGAUUGUCUGUAUCUGAACAUCUUCUCGCCCAAUACACAAGCGGGCGUCGCUCAGCGCUUCCCCGUCAUGAUCUACAUCCAUGGUGGCGAAUUCGUGCGUGGUGCUUCCAACACCUUCCCGGGACAUAUGAUGGCAGCGUUCUACGAUGUAGUGGUCGUCACCUUCAACUAUCGGCUGGGAGCGCUCGGAUUUCUGUCCACUGGAGAUGAAAACUCACCCGGUAACUAUGGCAUCCUCGAUCAGAUGAUGGCCGUCCGGUGGGUGUACGAAAACAUCGAAUCGUUCAACGGUGAUCGUAACUCGAUCACACUGUUCGGUCCCGGUGCUGGCGGUGCUUCCGCCGGUUUGCUUAUGGUAGCCCCACAAACGAAGGACAUCGUGACGCGUGUGAUCGGACAGUCGGGAUCCGCCCUGGCCGAUUGGGCACUGAUCGUGGACAAGUGGCGAGCGCAGAACACAAGCCGUGUCUUUGCACAGAACGUCGGAUGCUCGAUCGAAACGUCCUGGAAGAUGAUGAACUGCAUGCGCAAUGGGCGUAGUUCGUACGAGCUGGGAAAUGCCGAGUUCCCGCCACAUGUGGGUCUGUUCCCGUGGGGCCCGGUGCUGGAGAACAACUUCACCUUCCCGGGUGACAGUUGGUACGAGGGAUGGAACGAGCGCGACUGGCACUUUUUGGCAGAAACACCGGAAAGUUUAAUCCGUCGGCGACACUUUAACCGUGGACUGCAUUACAUGAGCGGCGUCACACUGCAGGAAGCAGCGUUCGUGAUUACCGGCAACAAAUCAUUGGCACCGUACUUUGAAGUUGAUCAACACUUCUUCGACCAGAAGGUGCGCGAACUGGUGCUGCGGUAUAACUACACGCUCAACCUGAAUGGGACGUACGAGGCGAUCAAGUACAUGUACACGUACUGGCCAGAUCCGAAGAAUACUACCUUCAUACGGGAGCAGUACAUCAAUCUCCUGUCAGACUUUCUGUAUCGGGCGCCGACGGACAAGCUGAUCAAGCUGCUGGUCGAACAGAACGUGCCCGUAUACAGCUACGUGAUGAACACCACUAUCGAGGGUCUUAAGCUAGCGGAAUGGUGUAAGGUGCCGCACGACAUCGAACACUAUCUACUCGCCGGUGCUCCGUUCAUGGACAUCGAAUUCUUCCCCCGCCGGGAGCGCUUCGAUCGUCUGAUGUGGACGGACAACGAUCGUAACAUGAGUCACUUCUUCAUGAAGACGUACUCCGACUUUGCGCGGUUCGGUAACCCGACACCAACGCAGGUGCUUGGCCUUUACUUCGAAAAGGCACGCAACGGCGAGUUGAAGUAUCUCAAUCUGAACACGACGUACAACUCGACGAUCAUGAUGAACUUCCGGCAGACGGAGAGCGCGUUCUGGAUGGAGUAUCUACCAACGGUGGUUGGUGUGUUGAUACCCACCUAUCCACCAACGACGGAGUUCUGGUGGGAACCGAAGGAACCGCUGCAGAUCGCAUUCUGGAGCUUAGCGGCUGCUUGUCUUAUAUUGUUGGUGCUCGUCGUUAUGUGCUGUAUGAUGUGGCGCAAUGCAAAAAGAGAAUCUGAUCGCCUCUACGACGAAGCCGUCUUCGGGAUGGACAAUCCCGAAUCCGAGCGGGACACGGUAAUGGAGAACAACAUGCUGCAGGCACAGCCGCUCCGUGGUCCGUCCGGUAACAUCUACGAGUACCGUGACUCCCCGUCCAAGUACAGCAAAAUGCCACCGGACGGUGGUUCGAUCCGGUCGCCCAGCAGUCUCGGCAUGACGCAGGUCACCGGGAAGAGUGGCCUUACCGGCAGCCAAAGUUCGCUACGCAGUGCCAUUUCGAUGAAGGAAUCGACCUCCAUCUCUCCGCCGCCGUCGAAGGAGUCCAACUUCGAUCGGAACAUCAAGUACGCCGGUGGCACAGCGGAUGUGCAGCAAACGGAAUCGAUCCAGCGCAACGGGAAGUUCCCGCGAUCCGAUUCGAAGAAUCUGCUGGCGACAGAGGCCCGAUCACAGCGCGAUCUUGGCGGGACCACCUCACCGAUGAGUGAGGCGUCCAUUACGGGUGGUAGUGUGUUGGGUCGCUCGCAGCAGGUCACUCCCGUUCCGUCGAGCCGUGGUGGAACGAAAAGUAAUAACGCCAGCCGUACCAACCUGAUCGAAGGCAUUCCCCAGACAGCGGUUUAGUACAGUAGUUUAGAUUUAAUUAUUUUUAUUUUACAUUUUUCGUUCAUUUUUAUUUCAUUUUUGCUUCCGCUCUUGCACACCGACACAUGUGGCGUGUGCGGAGUAGUUAGGGAAGUAUUAUCGUACCACUAUACCCCAUCACAUUUUAGUGUCGAGUGUUACCCGGUGUCCUUCAGGGAGUUGCGUUUACAAUAUCAACCGUUCUGUAAGGUGUGCCGGGCACACCUCCACGAUAGCAAAAAUUAGUUUGUAUGCGUUCGGCAAUCGUACUAUAGCCUUGUAAGUCCGUUAGAGUCCUUGUAAGCUAGAUGUUAAGUUUUAAAUCCUAAUCUAAGGGUGGGAUGUUUAGAUCUACAAUAGAUUGUCCCAACAUCCCAAUCGCGUUUUACGUAAGCGACAGGCACAAAGUGUCCUUAAAGCAGAUGUCAAGGUGUAGGUGAAUAUGUAGACUUACAUGUAAGAGAUACGUAGUGACCUUUCCCUCUCUUUGUUCAUAGUCGAUGUCACAGACGCACAAAUGCAGGGUUCGUCGUAUUUUCGCACUACUGAAACUCGACGUGUCCUAGCUUACCCCAUCUUCGUUCGCUAGUGUUUAGGUUUAGAAGUUACUUUAGUAGUAGUAGGUGUUUGUUUCACGUGUUACGUGUUGUCAUUUGUACAUAUCGAUUGUAUCUCGUGUUAUCGUAUCAGUGUAUCCGUCCAAUUGCGUGUUUAGUUUCAUCACCGUGACCAACGUUCAUUUCAUUCCGUGCGUAGUGUUUUGUGUUGUCCCGCGUGUUUUAAAGCUAAACUCUAGAAGUUAUCUUAGCCGUAGCUAGACUUUAAGUUGUUGUCCCUUACACCAAGGGCGUUUUAGUUGCUGUUUCUGUGCGCGCUUAUUUCUUCAUCUUCCUUGAUCUUCUUGAUCCGUGGCAGAUCGUUGCAGUAGCAUUUAUCAGUACACUUGUAUUUUUUUUUUGGGCCAAACUGUGCAAAUAUUACUGUAUUUCGGGACUUUUCCCUCCCCGGGGGGUAUGUGAAGAGGUUGCGAUAAACUUUUACUACGACCCCACUUAUCCCCCUUGGGUGAUUCCCUCUACUUACAACCUUUAGUAAGAUUAGUUCUACGCGUUCUUAAUGUUUAACUACCCUUACGCUUAAUAUUCAACGCUGUUGUUGCUUUUGUUGGUUAUUCUUCUUAUAAUUUGCUGCUACUGUUGUAUCGUUUAACGCAUUCCUUAUCACUAGAGCUAGCCGUAAGUGUCCUUAAGCGUACGUAACGUAAGAAGUGUUUUCUUCUCCCGAAACUGAGUUCAAACAAACAAAAAAAAACAUAACCAGCGAAUGCUAAUGUACAUAUAGUUUCAUUUCGCUUCAUGCUUACCAUUUAAGUAUUACGUGAUUGACACAAAGUAGUUAGUAAUCCCGCGCGGCGUGCUUAGUGCAUUUGUUUCUACGGUUGUAAAAUCCAUUCGUGCGUAGUACUGCGUCUAGGUUUCGUUGUCAUAUGGGAACUGUGGAGUAUAUGGAAAUAAACAGAUUGAAUAAAUUUUAUUUUAAAACCACG
This is a messenger RNA of Anopheles moucheti, 4530 nucleotides long. RefSeq names its product cholinesterase (gene Gli). Bases 96 to 2984 code for a protein of 962 amino acids. Gene Ontology annotation, cellular component: cell surface; tricellular tight junction; septate junction. The transcript is spliced from 7 exons. NCBI's taxonomy places the organism in Eukaryota, Metazoa, Arthropoda, Insecta, Diptera, Culicidae. The record is from RefSeq and is a predicted model, not a curated record.